CUCUGAGUUUUUGCGCUUGCGCAAGAGCUGCUCCGCGCGAGAAGCGGCUGCGCGUGCGCGGGCACUGGGGCGUUCUGGGAGCGGCAGGGCCCCGGCGGUUCGGUUGCCGCCGCCCGUCCUGGCGAGGAGCAGCGGCGCCGGUGUCCCGGCGGGUGGGGCGGGCGUACAGGGACCGCGCCCGAGCGUGGCGGCAGCGCCCUCGGAGCGCGGGCUGCUUCUGGUCUCUCGGCAAGGGGGAGGCCUUGUAAGGAGGCAGGUGGUGCUAGGCGCCUCAGAUGAGCUGCAGAGACCGCACUGGGACGGCGGCGUGAUGCAUGCGGUUGGUUGCUGCAUAGUGGAAGCCUUUGGAAUUUAGCAGCCCCACCUGCUGCUGCACUUAAGGAUUCUAGCAAAAUUUUUUUAAUUUGAAUUGGAAUUGGAAUUUGGAAAAAGUAAUUUCCUAUAAGUAGUUCUGAAAGGGAUGGUGCAAUUAGGUCUUUGUUAUGGAAAUGUGGUGCAGGAAAUUGUCGUGCAGACAGUAGGGUUUGAAGAAAUGGGGGUUGUUAUUGAAGUGUUGUGGUGGAGUCCAGUUCUGUGUAGAACCUGCACUUGAAUCAAGAGCCAUGUGGUCAGCUGAUGAAAUUGCUGGGCUGUGUUACCUGCAUUAUAGGACCAGACUUCCUAAGCAGGGGAAACCAAAUCCAAACAGGGAAUGGACUUCCCUGGCAGCAGUUGUCAAAGUGGAAUCUGCAGCCCAAAGAAAGGCUUGUGAUAAUCCAGGAAACUUGGAGGUAACUAAGGAAGUUGUUGCUAUGGGAACUGGAACAAAAUGUAUUGGCCAAAACAAAAUGCGGAAAACUGGAGACAUUCUGAAUGACAGCCAUGCUGAAAUUGUAGCCAAAAGGAGCUUCCAGAGGUAUCUUCUCCAUCAGUUGUGGCUUGCAUCUUCCCAUCAGCAAUGUAUCUUUAGUCCAGGAACUGAAACUGGGAAAUGGAAACUCAAACCAAAUAUCAUAUUUAUUUUCUUCUCCAGUCAUACCCCAUGUGGAGAUGCUUCUAUUUUUCCAAUCAGUGAACCAGAGAACCAGCUUUCUAAGCUAGUGACUGGAGGUCAUGCAGCUGAACACUCCCCAGAAUGCAGGAGUAAUCAUAAUCAGUUGUGUCCAGGAGAUAAAAGGAAAUCAGAGAAGAUGGCAAGUAAUCAUGUAAUCAAGAGAAUGAAAACUGAUGAUGGUAGUUGUUUUUCCAUAAUCCCUGAACACCUUGCUGUUCAGCAUGAAUCUGUGAAACAAGAAGACAACACAAAUCAAAAGAGCUAUGAAUGUUCUGCAGAGGUGCAAACAGCUAAUAAGGAGACUGGCUUAGUGAGAGCAAAGGUAGUAGAUGUUCAUAGAACUGGAGCAAAAUGUGUACCUGGAGAGCUGGAUGACGCCCGAAUACCUGGGCUGGGGUACCACUGUGUGGGAUUACUACGAGUGAAGCCAGGUCGAGGAGACAGAACAUGCUCUAUGUCCUGCAGUGAUAAACUGGCUCGCUGGAAUGUGUUAGGGUGUCAAGGAGCUCUUCUGAUGCAUUUUCUGCAGUGUCCAGUGUAUCUGUCAGCAGUUAUAGUGGGGAAGUGCCCAUAUAGCCAAGAAGCUAUGCGGAGAGCAGUUAUUGAAAGGUGUCAGCAUAUCUCAUCUUUACCAGAUGGUUUUUUCACUCAGGAGGUUAAGCUGCUGCAAUCAGAUCUUCAAUUUGAACAUAGCCGUCAGGCAAUUCAGGAAGUUCAUACUAACAGCAAAACAAAACUUGUUCCUUGCAGUGCAGAUACACAGGAUUGUAAUUUAGUAGAGCGAUACAGCAUUUUACCUGAAUCACUGUCUAUCAGCUGGAGUGCAGUCCCUGAGCAACCUCUGGAUGUCACCUCAGAUGGCUUCCGCCAGGGAACAACAAAGAAGGGGAUUGGGAGCCAUCAGAGCAGAUCCAAAAUCUGUAAAGUGGAACUCUUCCAUAAAUUCCAAAAGCUGGUGACAAGUAUUUCACAAGAAGAUCUACCAGACACUCUACGGAUGAAGACUCUAAAAACCUACUGGGACUACAAGGAAGCUGCACUGAAUUAUCAAGAAGCCUGGAGAGUGCUGCGUAGUCAAGCUCUGCUGGGUUGGGUCAAGAAUGCCAAGGAAUACCUGCACUUCACAUGAGGAUCCAUGUGGCUGUGUGAAUCCAGGAAUAAGUUCUGGUCCACAGCAGAUACCUCUGCAAUUCAAGGGUCAGAAAAAGAAGCCCUGUAGUUUGUGUGCUGUAAAGAGACAGGAGUGAAAAGGAAAGCAAUUUACAGAAUACUUUCUUUUUACUGAGUUGAACCCCUCUUUUUAAUGAAAUAUAGAAAAGGAUCACUGCUGACUUAAAAUUCUUAGCUGCAUGAAACGAUAUGACUCCAAAACAAAGGAAGCAGUGAUGUGCUUCCCUAGUAUUUCAGGAUACCAGCCAUAGUCAUUGCAGCGAAAGUAAUGUCAACUGAAAUUGAAGCAGUACUAUGGAAAUUUAGUGCUGCUUUUCUCUUCCUCUUCUCAUAAUAUUGUGGUCGUUUUUCUGUUGCUGGGGCAACCCUAAUGUAUAGUAAGUAAUACUUUCAUAACUCGGAGCUCUUGUCUGGUGCCUGGAAGAAUUUUCUGUGUCCCCCAGCUUCAUUGCUUCUAACUGGAAAAACUAGUUCUGUUAAAGUGCCUUUUUUUUCUGGGAAUCCUUCAUAUAUGCUGCUGUUUACUAAACAUAGCCACAGGUAUCGCCACAGCAGAAGCAAAAGCACUGGGGAGGAGUCUGUGUCAAAUAAUACCACUUAUUAUAUCCCAUGCAUCUCGGUUUCAGGACUUUGCCAGAUAACCUUUCAACUGCUCUGCUUCUGUAGGCAGGAAAGAAAACUCCUGAAUGACUUGGUUCAAAUUGGCCAGGCAAACAUUUACCUGCUUUUAAGUGUUUCAAGCACUGUCCAUCUCCCUGCCCCACUGUGGGAAAUGGCCAGUUAAAAGCAGAAACGCCUCAGCCAUUUAUGUCACUGUUCCUUGUGUUCAUUAAUAGCCUGGCAAAGGUGGAGAUGCUUUGGGGAGUAUUGCAAGUUGUCUCUGGCAUGUCUCUUCUAGUCUCUUUGUCAUUAUGCUUUAUUACCAACUAUCAUCUGCAUGGCAAGAGUCAACAUUGUGAGCAGUUGUGGAGGAAGCAGCAUGUAAUCCUCCUAAAGCCUCCUGUCCCAAUUACUGCCUUUCGUGAAGAAUUUCAAGACUGUGUAACUGCUACUGAGCACAUUCCCCUUUUAUAUUUUUCUCUUGUAAACCACAAUUCAUAAAAUAUUUGGACAAGGCAAUGGCAGGAUGAAAGAAGUGGAUAAUUUAGAAAUUAAAAAUUCUUCAGUGAUUUGAAUUUUUUUUGUUCUUUCACAUCCUGUAGUUUUGGAUUUGAAAAGUGGCCACAGCGGUUUUCCAAACAGCCUUUGCUGUCAUCCUACUGAGAUACAUAUGGGACCAAACAGUGUACAUCACGUUACAGUCUGAGAAUCGAUAGCAGCAAAUCUUUUUUACUUCACACUUAGGUUGACUUGUCAAGUAAGAAUAGUUCUCUUGUUGAAGAAGUAACAACUUGAAUUGUGUGUGUAUAUGCCCAUUCUCUCAAAUCCUGCACUAACAUGCAGAAAUACCGGUUGUAUUGGUGAGGAGGAAGUGGUUUUAUGUGUUUGUAGAGGGCAAGGGAUUAUGGAGAUUAGGGACUUGCAGUAGUCAUCAGAGGAUAAAAAAUGGCCAGAUCCCAUUGCACAUGGACUACAGGGUGAACUGCUGAGGAUAAAUGGUAGCUAUUCCUGUAAUUGAGCAAGUAGCAUUCCAAGGGCAGAAUUCUAUAGUGUACCUAAAGAGCUGUCAGUAGAUUUCUAGGUUCCUGAAAUUUACCUUUGUUCUUCGCUGAAAUCUUGGAGAAACUAUUAACUUACCAUACCUAGUUUCCCCUAGUUAAUCAACAAUGUCAGCAGUGAACCUGCUGACCAGACUGGAAUGUUCCCAUUUCCUAUCCAGCUGCAAUAUUAAAAUGGGUUACAUAAGACUAGUUCUGUAUUCUUGCAUCAGUUUUCAGAUAAGCAGUUAUAUGGUUUAAAUUCUUAACUUACUUCUAAAAUUUGAGCCUGGCUAUUAGGAUUGUUCCUUGUAAGAUUUUUUUGUGCAUUUCUAAAAUACUUGUGAACUGCGGACUGCUGCUUUUCUGUUACUUGUCAGGUUUAAAAGUAGUUUUUGAGGUGCUGAACACUGAUGCUAAGCUCACUUUUUGGAUGGAGUUGAGGAGAUAUUUAAGCCUAGAGCAAGUCAGUGAAUAUGUGAAGAGAAGGAAGGAGCUGAAACAGAAUAGCAUUUAAAACACAGAGGGGCUAAGCCUGCAGGAUCUCAUCCUAAACUGGAUGGCAUUUCUGUGAUGGAAAAUCAGUAUUUAGAUGUUGCCUCUGUUUCAUUCCAAAAUGUCAGGAAAUGCUGUUUGCAGUACAAUGAAACUGCUCUAAAAAUCAGAAGGGAAAAACAGAGAGAUAAGAAAGAACAGUCUCUACUUUUGCAAAAGGUAGCGAACUAAACUUGCGUCAUUGUUAGCAGGUCUUUGGAAGAGUAACUCCUGGAAGUAACAGUUGACAUGUUCCAAGCCUGUAUCACUCCUUUGUGUUGGGAUAGCUGACACCCCAAAAAACAAAGAUAGGCAAGGCACAGGAAGGACAGUAGAAUGCAGAGACUCUGGUACAGGAGAGCAGAGUUAGCAGGGAGGGAAGUAGCAGGAAUGAAGUGCCUGCAGUGCAUGGUUACUGAGGACACGCAAACAAUUGGCAGUGGGAGCCUCAGAACAUAGGAGGGGCACCAAGAUUCCCACCAUUUGUGUAAAAUGAGCACAUCUGUAUUACCCAGAUAGGUCCUUGCCUGUCCCAAACUUGUUUGAGGACCAAUGGCUCCUAAUUGGCAGGACAAAGAAACUGUGAUCAUUGAGUGGGAUGUCUUUAACAGCAUCACUAUCACAGACAUCAUUCUGUUUUCAGUCAUAAUAAGAAGGCAGGACAGACUGCCUGCUUAUCUUUAAGGAAGUCAAAACCAGAGCAUAGAAACAAGUGGUUUUGUCGAAGGGUAGGAGUAAUCAAUCUGUUUGACCUUGAGGCUGCAGUUCCAUGAGAGCGGAUGCUAGCAUUCCACUGUCUUUGGAAAAGCAAGGGUUUGAUCUUCACAGUGUGCUUCCACUGCUCACCAUAACACUGUCUGGAAGGCUUACUGAUCUCAAUACAUUCUGAGUAAACUGAAGACUAUUUAUAUUACUGUAUUUGUAGCAAAACAAACCACGAGUCCAAAACAAGAUGUAGCCUUUCACUAGGAGUUAAAAGACCUCUGCAAUAAAUCCAUUAAACACUAGAGGAAAGGAAGAGCUAGGGUUGUGCCACUGAGGGCAGGAGAAUUCUGUUGGCAAGGAGGAAAGAAAGGUGUUGGGAGUUCUUUCUCUCAGACUGUCUAAUAAUGUCAUAAGAGGGCUGCAGCAAUGAUAGGUACGUAAUAUAUACAACUAACAUAAAUACAUGUAGAAGCAAGAUAAUUUUUGAAAAAAGACCAUCUAAAUGGUCUAAAUUUGUCCUGAAUACUAAAUGUUUACUGAAUGCUAAAUUCAUCCAGUACUAGUUUACCUAUAUUGAAGAUGACAUUUCAAUUUAGUUUAAAGAUAACUGACAUAGAAGUGUUGCUGUAGGAAUACUGAGGUAUUAAUUUUUUGUUCCGUGCAUAAAUUGAAGGGUUAACAGAAAAUGAAGAUCAUGCAGGAUCAAAUGCUUUAUAUAAUUUGACAAGAGUGUAUUAUCUAAAGAGAUGCAUUUCACCUACGUAUUUCAAAAGGAAACCUCUUGAUGUUUUAUUGCCAUUUCAAGUGUAAAUGCAGACAAACAGUGAAGUUACUGCUGUAGAAUAUUUAUCCUUACAUUUUCUGGAACAACUUUCAUGUCUGGGCUCUUAAAUCUAAACUAAUAAAUACAGAGAUGUUAAAGAGAGAUGUUAUGUGGGGGUUUUAGGGGCUUAUGAAAGGUAUCCAAAAGUUACCUCAAUCCCAUCUUCCCUUGCUUUUAAGAUACAUCUAUUUGCUACCAUGUGAUUAACUUUAUCUUGCAUUUUUAAGUGUUUCAUACUCCUCUGUUAAUAGCUAAGAAAAAAAUAUUACUUGAUAACUAACGAAAAACUGUAAAGUUUCAGCAUAAAGGAAACAGAACAUUUUCCAGUAAUCAAAGGUAAUUUUAAAAAUGACUGGUAAAACCACUUUUCUUCAUUCUGAAUCAAAAAUUCUGUUAAGAGUAAACAUCAGUGUGUGAAAAGGGAGUUAGAAGUAAUUCAGGAUGGAAGCACUGACAGAAUGUUUCCUAUAGCAGUUGUUUACAAUGCAGUGCUAUUCUGAAUAAUGAAGGGCUUACUGAGAUCAACAGCACAUUUUCAGAUGCAGUAAGCACAUGCAUCACAGUUACAGGGACAAGCUUCAGUAAUAGGGUAGUGUCAUCAUUUCACAGGCUCCUAUGUAUGGUCACAUUUUGAAAUCUUUCUGCCAAUACUUGUGAGU
This is a messenger RNA of Prinia subflava (tawny-flanked prinia), 6561 nucleotides long. It is a transcript of the gene ADAT1, whose product is annotated as adenosine deaminase tRNA specific 1. Bases 603 to 2162 code for a protein of 519 amino acids. NCBI's taxonomy places the organism in Eukaryota, Metazoa, Chordata, Aves, Passeriformes, Cisticolidae. Gene Ontology annotation, biological process: tRNA processing. Gene Ontology annotation, molecular function: RNA binding; tRNA-specific adenosine deaminase activity. The transcript has 10 exons. The record is from RefSeq and is a predicted model, not a curated record.